Messenger RNA from Pygoscelis adeliae (Adelie penguin), 1127 nucleotides. RefSeq names its product cytochrome c oxidase assembly factor 1 homolog. The record is from RefSeq and is a predicted model, not a curated record. Gene Ontology annotation, biological process: mitochondrial respiratory chain complex I assembly; mitochondrial respiratory chain complex IV assembly. Gene Ontology annotation, cellular component: mitochondrial inner membrane. Lineage: Eukaryota; Metazoa; Chordata; Aves; Sphenisciformes; Spheniscidae. The transcript is spliced from 6 exons. Bases 467 to 886 code for a protein of 139 amino acids.
UGGGAGCCACCACGUUUAGAAGAAGGAGCUGCAUUUGAAUAGAAGAUACCACCCAACUUCAUGUUCAGCCAUUUAGCUUUAGUCAAAAUAAGCAUCCUUACCGUGCUUUUGAGCUGAUGCCCUACAACAGACCGUACCAGUCUACUGCAUACACUGCCUUGCUGCAAUGAGGGACUGUAAAAGAGCCCGCAUAAACAAACAGCAAGCAGCCAUCUCGUGCCAGCUCACACACGUGUGUGCAUGUGUUCACACUGGUGGAGCCUGGAUAAGAGCUGUCAGGAGAGCUUUUUAGCUGGAUUGAGGCUACCAAGUGAUAGCGAUCUUGCACCACCGUUUUAGAGGACUGGCACCAAAAAGCCUGUGGUUAUGCCAAGUGCUUUACAGGACAAAUAACACUCCCUGCUUCCUCAACUGCCUAAAAAUCAAGCCAUUGAUACUGAGCUUCUAUCUGAAUACGGGAGGAAAAAUGCCAGCUUCUCUAAGAAAACUGCAGCAAAUGGCUGUUUUCAUGGGACUGUUCAGCGGCGGGGGAUGCAUCGUGAUGUAUAAUCUUAUGCAAAAGAGUUUUGCCAGGACCCAGUAUUAUCAGCAGGCUUUGGAGCAAUUGAACAAUAAUCCCGAUGCCCUGGAAGCCCUGGGUGCCCCCCCUCUUAAGGUUCACAACAUCCGACUGACGGAUGGGAGUAACCACGUGGACACAGAAAGAGCACAGAUAAAGUUACCAGUAUCUGGAACAAAAUCAGCGGGGUACCUCUAUAUUAACUCAGAGAUGGACCACUCUCGUCAAUGCUGGUGCCUUCAGGAUGUCACCUUGAAACUGCGGGAUGGUCAGAAUAUUCCAGUUUACCACUCCCCGGCGGAAAGCAUCGGUGUGCAAGAAGGCUAAAAAUCAAAGGCAGCUGCUUCUCCACCUCCCAUCAAGCCGAAGGAGCCAUUAAUUGAUUGCAUCCCACUGCGUCUGUGAAUGUACACAAGUGACAAUUUCACUUAAGUGGCUGCUCUCAAGACAAUUUCCUUUCUAAGAUUGACCUCAUCAUUGUCAUAAUUGUAAUUUCUUUCUUUUGCUGGUUUAUUCAUGUGUUCAGCAGAAGCCUAAAAUAAAUAUCUUGCAAAAGACUUGCUGUUUC